UGAUUCUGAAAUUCAAAAUAUUAAAGAAAAAAAGAAAAAACGUGUAGAUCAUACAUGGUUCAGAGAGAACGAAAACACAAAUUUUCGAAGACUGAUAAUGUGUCUUGAUGACGAAGGACAAAUAACUGAAUAUAUUCAAAUCAAGUUGAGCGAUAAGCAAAAUGCUCUUCUUGACAAAGAACAUCAAGAAUUUCUUAAGCAACAUAAAUUUGUUCUCGAUAAGACCAACAUCGUUGAAGAAACCUCCAAAGAAUAUUUACUCGAAUUACUUUAUGAAGUUAAAUUAGCAAAUAUCAAGUUUAAGAAUGGUUAUUCAUUUGAUUUGCGCAAAUAUAAUAUUGAAAUUUCUUAA
Molecule: messenger RNA, 352 nt
Organism: Racocetra persica
Lineage: Eukaryota; Fungi; Glomeromycota; Glomeromycetes; Diversisporales; Gigasporaceae
Source: the annotation of a GenBank genome assembly